AUGUUGGUGCCAGUUAUCACGAAUACAUUGUCUUUUAUACAAGAACGUUCUAGAGAAUUGGAUGACAUUGGGGCCCAAGUGCCACGCAUAGCGUACGGAGCUCCAGCUGAUAUUACCGAGCACCCGUACUUCGCCAUUCUAGAAGGGUGUGGGGCCGCCAUCAUUUCUGAAGAAUGGCUAGUCACCGCUGCCCAUUGCGUCCUACCUCACGGGCUAGUAAAACCUUUGAAGUUCAGCGACAGGAUACAGCCUUUGGAACUGCCCGACGAAAAAUAUGAACUUGAAGAUGAUUCUAAAUAUGUGUUCGUAGGAGUAGGCCUUGAUGAGACUGGAAAGCUAUCAAAACAGCUCAUGAAGAUCGACGUAAAUGGGUACUCGACGAGUACUUGCUAUGCAAGGUACUUUGGCUCUAUGUAUUGGAGCGUGGCCCCCUUCAUGUCUUGGUUGGAUGAGACCACGAUCUGCGCCAGGCGUGUUGAGAAUCUAGUAGGAGCUGGCUACGGUGAUUCAGGCAGCCCCAUGGUGAAGGACAACGUGCUAGUUGGUAUAGCUUCCUACAUCAUGCUAGAUAACGAUUGCUACUCCUGCCACAGCCGUACUUUGUACUUGGCCAACGUAGCGCACUAUGUCCCGUGGAUCCUUUCUCAUACUGGUAAACUGUAG
Messenger RNA from Ostrinia nubilalis (European corn borer), 663 nucleotides. RefSeq names its product trypsin-3-like. The record is from RefSeq and is a predicted model, not a curated record. Lineage: Eukaryota; Metazoa; Arthropoda; Insecta; Lepidoptera; Crambidae. Gene Ontology annotation, biological process: proteolysis. Gene Ontology annotation, molecular function: serine-type endopeptidase activity. Bases 1 to 663 code for a protein of 220 amino acids. The transcript has 5 exons.